Messenger RNA from Penicillium pulvis, 1089 nucleotides. RefSeq lists its product as uncharacterized. The coding region runs from base 1 to 1089 and encodes 362 amino acids. The record is from RefSeq and is a predicted model, not a curated record. The transcript is spliced from 7 exons. Lineage: Eukaryota; Fungi; Ascomycota; Eurotiomycetes; Eurotiales; Aspergillaceae.
AUGGCGGGCACACUGCCUCCUCUCUUUGAGAUUUCGGAUGAGGAUCAUGGUGGAUAUGCUGCGGUCACAGUCUAUACAUUAUUGGCGUUGACGAUCGUGGUUGUCCUCACUCGCCUGUUCAGUCGGUGGUAUAUUGGACGAGUCAUUCACUCCGAUGAUAUUUUACUGGCAGCAGCAACACUAUCGGGCACAUUGCAGAGUAUCAUUGUACAACUUGCAAUCUCUAAUGGACUUGGUCGGAAACGCUCCACCAUCGACAAUCAUCACUUCAGGUUGUUUCUAAAGUACGAAUAUGUCGCACAAAUACUCCUUGUCAUGACCAUAGCGCUGAGCAAGAUUUCAUCGGGACUUCUCUUCAAGAGCACGCUCACCUCUAAAGGAUAUACAUGGGCAAACAUGUCGUUGAUUGGGGCAAUAUCUGCAUGGGCUAUUGGAUCCAUCUUAGCUUUGGCUUUACGAUGCUCUCUGCCCACACCUUGGGAGUGGAAUCUAACGGAAAAGUGCAUCAAUCAACCGGCACUGUUCCAGGCUAUCGCUGCAUUGAACAUCAUCACUGAUGUGGCCCUCGUGGUUCUUCCAUGUGUGUUGCUCCGCAACGUGCAGCUUUCCCGAUGGAAACGAUUUAGGAUUAUGGCACUUAUUGCCAGUAAAUUGGUAGUGUGUGCCGCGACGGGAGUGGAAAUCCACUACAUUUUCAACCUAUUCAAAUCACCCGACCUUCUAUGGGCAAGCACCAACUCGACUGUUUGGGACCAGGUCAUGAUGAACCUGAGUUUAGUCACAACUGCCCUCCCAUCCCUCGGAAGGCUGGUCGUCGAGCUUCAACCCGAUGUCUACGCAUUCGCCAUCCACGACGACCCUGCUAACGCACAUAUGGGCGAUAAAUACAACCUGUCAACCAUGAAAAGGUCAUUCCAUACACGAACUGAUCCACCUCUCAGCCCCGGAACCUCGGUGCAGGUCACCAGUGGAUGGCGGGAAUCAAUCCGAGAUGAUGCUGAAAGCAUGGAGGGACUAGUCAGCCCACCCACCAAUGUCAUCCAACAGACGAUCCAUUUCGAGGUCCAUUCAACAUCUAGCAAUUCAUGA